This is a messenger RNA of Coniophora puteana RWD-64-598 SS2, 2031 nucleotides long. RefSeq lists its product as uncharacterized. NCBI's taxonomy places the organism in Eukaryota, Fungi, Basidiomycota, Agaricomycetes, Boletales, Coniophoraceae. The record is from RefSeq and is a predicted model, not a curated record. The coding region runs from base 1 to 2031 and encodes 676 amino acids. The transcript has 6 exons.
AUGUUCAUUGGAGAUAUCCUCCAUCGCAAUCCUAUACUCGAAACUAUUGAUUUCAACAAGAUCCUACAUUUCAUCCAACUCGCCAGCGAGCUACGAUUCGACAUCGCCAACGUCGAAGACGGCAGGGUCAACACCGAGGCAGACAUCGCGCCUCGAUAUAUGCCAAUUGUUCAGCAAGGGUUCAUCGCACGUACCGUCGGUAUUCGACUACAGCUGAUCCCCGUUCUAUGGCGGGCAUUCAAGGACUUCAUUUGGACGAAGCGAAGACCAGCUGAGGAGCAGCAGCAGCUGCUACAAGACUUUGAGGAUGGAGGCUGGAGUAUUGGCAUAACGAUGCAUGUACUCGCACCUCCCAGUCGGAAGUGCACAAACGUUCACUGCGAGCGCAAGAAUCUCGAGAUGCGUGCCCAAGAUAAGCAGGUGCGCGACGCCGUCGUCUUUACUAGAGACCAUGGCCCUCAAGCAGCCAAGGCUAUCCUUCUCACAUGUCCAGCCUGCAAAACAUGCUACAGGGACAACUACUGCGUCCAUAGCAAGUCAGACACGCGUACCUACUACUUCGACCUUCCCGAGUUCAUUCAAGUAGGAGAUCAUCAUUUCGUCGAGACAUCAAUGGCCAAGGAUUGGACCGAUAGCAUGGUCGUCAGCCAUACAUCUGCGACAAAUCUUGCUACUGUGUAUGAGCUAUCACGCACUCGAGACCUCGACCUUUACUAUUCCCGCCCACGAAUAUCGCACCGCGACGCACGUCUACCUUACAGCGGUAUACUCACCUCCGAACAAGUGUGGCACACCUUUGUUAUUCUUGCUCUCCUUCGCAGCCACCGGGUCCGCCGUGUCCCGCUUUCAGUCCCUCACGAUGGCAGCCAGCGAGCGCGAUUCGAAGACGCGAUGAAGCAGCAGAACGAACGCGUUAUCAAGCACGGCCAACCCGAGAUUACCCACUACUGCGACGCGUGCAUGCGCAUUUUUGCUAGAGUUAAUGAGGAUGGUGAACGCGACUUCUAUAAAACUCAGGUCGUCGUCGCAGAUGGCUUGACGAUUGGCCAUCCCUGUUGCAAGGAGUUUCGCUGUCCCGACCCACUUCAGCACGCUCACGACCACUUUUGCGAGCAGCACUACGGAUUGCACAACAUAUGCUAUGUUACCAACUGCAAGCGGUCGUGCACGCCCACCGCAACAACGUCAAAAACCUGUCAGUUAGAGGAACAUCAAGAGAUGGAACGCCAGAGCCGCGAGCGAACCACGGCAAUGUUCGCACUUAGUCGCAGGCGCGAGGCCCAAAAGAAACUCGCUCGAACUGCAGACUCGACCGCCCCCACUGCUGCCGACUUCGAGUUUGACGACGCCGAGGAGUGGUUUGAGGUCGACGGUGCUGGACAGCUCUCCCAGCACAUUGAUAGCCACCCGGUAAACAUUGGCGUCUCUGACGAGGUUGCUUCGCAGGAUCAGCGGGCAUGUCCGGGCAAGACCCCUCGUGCUCGCAAAAUUCUACUAUCCCGGCGUCGUACCGCCUGCGAGGUCACUUUUGUCAGGCCAUGUGGUGUCAUUGUCGGACGGGGCACCAUGUUCGGUGCAGAAGCUGUAUCUAAUGUUCUUGACAUGGGGGAAGUCUUGUUCUCCGUCCCUGGCGCUCAGAAACCGGAGCAUUUUAUAUACGACACCGCAUGUGACGCCCACCGACAAGCUAGGAACCGCGAGAGCGAUUUCUGGAAGUCUGUCGGGAUGUGCGUCGACGUUUGGCACCUCAAGAACAAGCACAAGACCACUCAUACGUACUGUCGCGACCACUGCAACCCGGCCGAUUAUCCUGAGCUCAAGACGGCCGACGGAAAAGGGUGGUAUUUUAACACGUCCAUCGCAGAGCAGGUGAACGUCUGGCUGGGCGGGUACCAGGCCAUCGUGCGGGAGAUGCUCCCCACGAAGUAUAACUUUUUUCUAGAUGAGAUGGUUCGCCUCAGAAAUAUUAACACGCUUGAGUCUCUCAAGCGUAAGCAUCUCGUCCCUACUUACUAUCCUGUCGGAUCAUAA